GCCAAUGAAGCUACAAGCAGAGGCUUUGCAUUAAAACCUAUAUUUCUGCAUUCUAUAUUGCAUUCCCUGGUCUAUUACUUCUCGAAAACUCAAAAUGACGGAGGAAGUCAACCCGAAAGCCUAUCCUUUGGCGGAUCAGGCGCUUACGUCGAAGAUCAUGACGCUGAUCCAGCAGGCCGUAAACUACAAACAGCUGCGCCGUGGAGCCAACGAAGCCACGAAAACGCUGAAUCGCGGUCUGUCGGAGUUCAUUGUGAUGGCAGCCGACGCCGAACCAAUCGAAAUCAUUCUCCACCUUCCUCUGUUGUGUGAAGAUAAAAAUGUUCCGUAUGUCUUUGUGCGCUCCAAGCAGGCCCUGGGCCGUGCCUGUGGCGUUUCGCGUCCCAUCGUAGCUUGCUCAGUUACGAUCGACGAGGGCUCGCAACUGAAAUCGCAGAUCGUAUCGAUCCAGCAGGAAAUCGAAAGAUUGCUCGUCUAGAAAGAGGAGCGACGACAAGUGCUGGUUUACCAAGUACAAAAUGUAUUCCGACGCACUUCCUGCUAAGGGUUGAUGUACGGGGACUAUUAUUGCUAGAUUUGUUUUACGAAUAAAACGGUUCGUAUGAU
Anopheles cruzii is the source of this 606-nucleotide messenger RNA. RefSeq names its product NHP2-like protein 1 homolog (gene hoip). Gene Ontology annotation, biological process: maturation of SSU-rRNA; ribosome biogenesis; mRNA splicing, via spliceosome. Bases 95 to 478 code for a protein of 127 amino acids. Gene Ontology annotation, cellular component: small-subunit processome; box C/D methylation guide snoRNP complex; nucleolus. The transcript has 2 exons. Gene Ontology annotation, molecular function: RNA binding. Lineage: Eukaryota; Metazoa; Arthropoda; Insecta; Diptera; Culicidae. The record is from RefSeq and is a predicted model, not a curated record.